AUGAAAUGUUUUGAAGAGGAACAUACAAAUAUAAUAGAUUUAUAUCAAAGUAUUCCAGGAAAGAUUUCAUUUGCCUUAGAUUGUUGGACUUCAACAAAUAUUUAUUCAUUUCUUGCUAUUACGGGACAUUGGAUUACACAAGAUUGGGAGCUUCAAAGUUCUUUAAUAGAUUUUGUAAAUAUUUCUGGUCCUCAUUCUGGAGAAAAUUUGUGCAACGCAUUUGUUAAAAGCUGUAAUAAAUUGGAAAUCUUGUCAAAAUUAUUUGCAAUUACAAGCGACAAUGCUACAAAUAAUGAUACUUUAAUGAAAUAUUUAGAAGAUAUAUAUAGAAGCAAAAAUAUUUUAUUUGAUGCUAAUAAAUUUCAUUGCCAUUGUAUUGCUCACAUUUUAAAUCUGGUUGUACAAGAUAUCCUGAAACAUUUAAAAGCUGAUAAUGUGCAGGCUAAAAAAUGA
This is a messenger RNA of Racocetra persica, 453 nucleotides long. The record is from the annotation of a GenBank genome assembly. NCBI's taxonomy places the organism in Eukaryota, Fungi, Glomeromycota, Glomeromycetes, Diversisporales, Gigasporaceae.